AUCAGUAACAGUGUAGGUUAAGCCACGUAAAGUGUGCUGUAUAUAUUUCGAGUACUGGUUUUGAUACCGGAGACCGUUUCAAAUGCAGAAUAAAACGCAAAACGCUUGGUGUCUUUGUUCGUUCUAACGAUGUUCGAGUCCGAAACCGUACGAAGUUUAACCUAAAAAUUAACUGGAAAAAGACAACCAUAGAUGAAAAAAAGGGUUCCGGUCAAAAGCGAAAAGGCGGUCGACUGACUCAACGCUGCCCUUCAUCAUUUAAUUACGAGGUUAUGUCUUCAUAGUGUUGCAAGUUAUAAGAAAAAGACAGAAAUGUCAGGGCUCACUACGAAUGCUCCUACCUCAGCAGACGCUUGUCUCAGCAUCGUACACAGCUUAAUGUGUCACCGACAAGGGGGCGAAAGCGAGGGUUUUGCUAAAAGGGCCAUUGAAUCUCUUGUUAAGAAACUAAAAGAAAAGAGGGACGAAUUAGAUUCACUUAUUACAGCCAUAACCACCAAUGGAGCUCAUCCAAGCAAAUGUGUUACUAUACAACGAACAUUAGAUGGAAGAUUACAGGUUGCUGGGCGUAAAGGUUUCCCACACGUGAUCUACGCAAGAAUUUGGCGAUGGCCAGAUUUGCAUAAAAACGAAUUAAAACAUGUCAAAUACUGUCAGUUUGCAUUCGAUUUAAAAUGCGAUUCGGUUUGUGUGAAUCCGUAUCAUUACGAGAGAGUUGUAUCGCCGGGAAUUGACUUAUCCGGGUUGACUUUGCAAACGGGACCUACGCGGCUUGUAAAAGAUGAGUACACUGCUGGAGGACCCGUACCAGGGGCGAGCAUGGAUGUUGACACUGAAUUAGGAGUUUCCGUCACUCAAACGAUACAACAUCAUCCACCUCAACAAAAUUUUCAAAUUCAAGGUCUCCCACAACCUCAAGGUAAUCCGGGAAUGUAUAACAACAGCCGACCUAUAGGACCACCACAGCCCGUUCCUAAACAAGAGGCACCAAAUGAUGCAUGUCCAAGACCCAAUUGGGUUCCACCACGCAUGCAUUUAGUACACCCACCUGUUCCUGUUCACCAACAUAACCUUCCAGGUCCAUCGCAAGUCCAACCGCCCACCUUACCACAUCAGCAACCUCAAAGCGCGUCAAAUACUACAUUACAUGGACAGGCUCAACCGUUUUACAAUCCUCCACAACCUUCUGGUGUUCCAGAACGAGCACCUGCUGAUACGAUGGCUCCAACAAUUGGUACAACGAGUUCUCCAGUAUCGCCUAAUCUUCAACAAAAUGGUUUUAACAGCACAACAGGCGGUCCCGUUGUAACAACAAGCAAUGUUGUUCCUGGUCAAGUAACACAGCCGGCAUCAACAAUGGGACAAAAUAAUUUUACGGGAACAGGAGGGACGUGGACGGGAUCAAAUACUUUAACUUACACACAAUCAAUGCAACCGCCAGAUAAUCGAAAUCAACAAAUGAAUUCUUAUUGGAAUCAUAAUAACGAAGUGAAUAUUUCCGGACCACUUUCAACUCAGCCAGCCCCUGAAUAUUGGUGUUCCGUCGCGUAUUUUGAACUUGACACUCAAGUUGGUGAAACAUUUAAAGUCCCAUCAAGUUGUCCAAAUGUUACGAUUGAUGGUUAUGUUGAUCCAUCUGGGGGAAAUCGAUUCUGUUUGGGUGCUUUGAGUAAUGUGCAUCGCACAGACCAUAGUGAAAGAGCUAGGUUACAUAUUGGAAAAGGGGUCCAAUUAGAUCUUCGAGGUGAAGGUGAUGUUUGGUUACGCUGUUUAAGUGAUCAUUCAGUUUUCGUUCAAAGUUACUAUUUAGAUCGAGAAGCGGGUCGACAACCAGGAGACGCUGUUCAUAAAAUUUAUCCCUCAGCUUACAUAAAAGUAUUUGACUUACGACAAUGUCAUCAUCAAAUAACAACUCAAGCUGCUACAGCUCAAGCAGCUGCUGCAGCUCAAGCGGCUGCUGUUGCUGGACAUAUACCUGGUCCACAUUCAGUUGGAGGAAUAGCGCCAGCUAUAAGUUUAUCAGCUGCAACUGGGAUAGGUGUUGACGAUUUGCGUAGAUUAUGUAUUCUUCGUUUGAGUUUUGUAAAAGGUUGGGGUCCGGAUUAUUUAAGGAAAUCAAUCAAGGAGACUCCGUGUUGGAUUGAGGUUCAUUUGCACAGAGCUUUACAACUUUUGGAUGAAGUUUUACAUACAAUGCCAAUAGAUGGAGCUCGAGGAGUUGAAUAAUAAUAAAAGUAUGGUGGAUCAUUAUCCGACGCGGAAUAAUCAAUAACAAAUAUAUUUUAAAAGAGAAGUGUAAAAAAAAAAGUCGGGAAAGGGCGUUUUCCGUGGGUAACAGCGCCAUCCGUCGGCGACGUCGAAAUUUUUUCUUUAUUUCAAAUCCUGUAAAAAUGCCGAAAAUACUUUUUUUUUUAUGAAGAAAUGUUUUUAUUUAAUUAUAAUUCGGUGCAGGCCCCCGUUGAAUAUUCUUUACGUUCCCAAGUUUCGGCGCACGACAGAUGGCUCUGUAGAUUUCAACUUUAUAUAUAUAUAGAAUAACGUUGAAGAAUAAAAAUAAAAGAAAGUUACAUGUAUAUCAUAAUCGUGUACGCUUAUAUUUUCUAUAUUUUUUUUAAUCAGUUUUUUUUACCAACCGGAAAUACAAUGUUACUACUACCUUGGAAAAUCUCCACAAUACAAGACAAAAAAACGGUGAACUGUGAUCGAAAAAUUUUAUAUAGAGAAAUAUAUUGUUCAUAAAAAAAAUUAUUCAUAAAUUUGUUCAUAAAGCAUAUGAGAUAUUAUAAAUAUUUAUAUCUAAGCGAUUUCUACCUGGUAACAUCGACGGAAAUACACGCAAGAUUUUUUUAUUUCUUGAUAUUAUUACUUAAUUAUGUUCGUUUCCUUUAUUUUUUAAAUAAACUCACUACACUCGUGAUAAAUCACAAAUAA
Messenger RNA from Onthophagus taurus, 2931 nucleotides. It is a transcript of the gene Med, whose product is annotated as Smad/Smad4 homolog Medea. NCBI's taxonomy places the organism in Eukaryota, Metazoa, Arthropoda, Insecta, Coleoptera, Scarabaeidae. The record is from RefSeq and is a predicted model, not a curated record. Gene Ontology annotation, molecular function: DNA-binding transcription factor activity, RNA polymerase II-specific; RNA polymerase II cis-regulatory region sequence-specific DNA binding; I-SMAD binding. Gene Ontology annotation, biological process: BMP signaling pathway; regulation of transcription by RNA polymerase II; cell differentiation. Gene Ontology annotation, cellular component: heteromeric SMAD protein complex.